CGACCGCGAGCGAUUUCGAUAUGGGCGGUGUUGGCGGCAGCAGAAGUAGUGGCGGCGGCUGCAGCAGCAGCAACACCGCCGCCGCUCGCAGACGGUUGUCCGCCUGAGCAGCGUCGCGCCUCGCCUCCCCCUCGGCGGGUGAUGCCGGCAGCGGGAGUUUAAUGAAAAGCCCGGAGUGCGCGGCGGAGCUGGAGCUGGAGACGGAGCCCGGCCACGAACACGGCCUGCGGGAGAUGACGGGCAACCUGCGGCUGAGGGGGCCGAGUCCGCCCUGUCCGUGCCCGGCCCCGGCCCCCUCCGCCUGCAGGCCCAUCCCCCGGCUCAUCGUCACCCAGGACGAGUCGCUGGCCAGGCCCGGAGCGGCGGGGGCCGACGACGAGCAGCCCGACGAGGAGUCACCGUCGUCGGACAGCGGCUGCGGAGGCUCCCCCGCUCCCUCGCUGCUGCUCCGCAAACUGUCCGGGUCGUCGCUCUCCUCCGCCGGGCACUCGUCGUCCUUCGAAGAGUCCGAGGACGACUUCAGCCCCUGCAGCGACGCCGAGAGCCAGCCGCCGCAGUACCUCAGCCUGGAGGACGGCCUGGGGAACAAGUCGUGGAAGAAGCUGAAAACCAUGGUGCACUGGUCCCCGUUCGUUGUCUCCUUCAAGAAGCGCUAUCCGUGGGUGCAGUUGGCGGGACAUGCAGGCAACUUUAAAGCUGGGGAUUAUGGAAAGAUCCUGAAGAAGUAUUGCGAGUGUGAGCAUCAGUGUCUGGAGUCCCUGAUGAAGGACCCUCUGCUGCGUCCUUACGUACCGGGCUAUUACGGUGUGGUGGGCAAGGAUGGAGACAGCUACAACCAGAUGGACGACUUGCUGUCGGAGUUUGACUCCCCCUCCAUCAUGGACUGCAAGAUGGGAGUGAGGACCUACCUAGAGGAGGAGUUAACCAAAGCUCGAGAGAAACCCAAACUGCGUAAAGAUAUGUACGAGAAGAUGAUAGCGGUGGAUCCAAAUGCACCCACCCAAGAGGAACACGAACAAAAGGCCAUUUUGAAGCCACGUUACAUGCAAUGGCGGGAGACGCUUAGCUCGACUGCAACACUAGGAUUCAGGAUAGAAGGCAUCAGGAAGGCCGAUGGGUCCUGCAACACAAACUUUAAGAAAACCAAACUCAAGGAACAUGUUAUGGUGGCACUGGAAGAUUUUGUGGACUGCAAUAAAAACAUCUUGAGAAAGUAUUUGGCACGGUUGAAAGAAUUGGUGAUAGCAUUGGAGGGCUCGGAGUUUUUCAAGACCCAUGAGGUGGUGGGCAGUUCCCUUCUCUUUGUCCACGACGACUCGGAGAUGGCCAAAGUUUGGAUGAUCGACUUUGGAAAGACAGUGAUGUUACCUGCCCCAGAGACACUGAACCACAGGGAGGCCUGGAAGGAGGGCAACCGGGAGGAUGGCUACCUGUGGGGGCUUGAUAAUCUCAUCGGUAUCAUCAGCAAGUUGGUGGAGGAGUGACUCGCUGCAGCAGUCCUCGGCUGUAUCGUUCACAGCUGGCCUUUUCCAUGUCGCACACCCUCCUCACAGGGAAGUGCCUCUUGCCUGGCAUCGUUUCCCCCACCCCCUCUCCCUUUCCUCCUGCAGGAGCGAAGCUUACUGCACCAGAGAACCACCACAGCUGGGAGGCUGGGGGGAGAGGGGGGGGUGGCGUGCGGAGGAAUUGGGGGAAGGUGCGGAUGUGAACCUGGGUGAAGAAAGCAGCAGCCAUCUUGUGAAGUCGUCACUCCUGAGCACUGUGGCCCAGGCUCCUGAGCUCUGCAGUAAAGCCAGAGGAGGGCCUGGGAUUUGAACUCUAAGCUGCAGUGGCGGUGGCAAACGCUGACCGGACACUUUAGGGCUGUCGUCAACUGGCUGAGUCGGUGAACUUUCUUUUGACAAACGAAACACUGGAGGGAGGCAGAGCAAUCUCUGAUUCAUUCCUCGGUUUGUAUCAUAUAUAUAUAUUUUUAUAGCCGCAUAACAGUACUGCAGAACAGUUUACUGAGACCAAUAGCAUUUGUAUGCAUUUGAAACAUUUUCCCGGUCUCCAUUUGCCCUGUCUGCGAUAUGCUCUGACCCGAUAGAAUCUAAUCCCCUCUCGCUUCCACUUUCCCCUUCCCCACCCCGAUGGGGCUGAUCUCACCACUGCAUCGAACACUGACGACAAACUGGCGAGAGAUGCCUGCUGUGGGUGUUGAGACCCAAGGGCAGAGUAGUUGAGGGUCAAACGCACUAGAAGCUACGUGGAAUCUUCCAAGGCUAGUACUCUUGGAUUUCACAGUGUAACAUUUUAUAGUACUGUGUAAUAAAUCUGUAACAACGGGUUUAGCCUCUUCAAAAACAUUUAUUAAACAAAAGCUAAUCUUUAAACCUAA
Messenger RNA from Amblyraja radiata (thorny skate), 2380 nucleotides. Its product is annotated as inositol-trisphosphate 3-kinase C-like. The transcript is spliced from 7 exons. Gene Ontology annotation, biological process: inositol phosphate biosynthetic process; phosphatidylinositol phosphate biosynthetic process. Gene Ontology annotation, molecular function: inositol hexakisphosphate kinase activity. The record is from RefSeq and is a predicted model, not a curated record. Bases 162 to 1484 code for a protein of 440 amino acids. Gene Ontology annotation, cellular component: nucleus; cytoplasm. Lineage: Eukaryota; Metazoa; Chordata; Chondrichthyes; Rajiformes; Rajidae.